This is a messenger RNA of Onychostoma macrolepis, 889 nucleotides long. RefSeq names its product excitatory amino acid transporter 5-like. Gene Ontology annotation, biological process: L-glutamate transmembrane transport. Lineage: Eukaryota; Metazoa; Chordata; Actinopteri; Cypriniformes; Cyprinidae. The coding region runs from base 58 to 402 and encodes 114 amino acids. The record is from RefSeq and is a predicted model, not a curated record. Gene Ontology annotation, cellular component: plasma membrane. Gene Ontology annotation, molecular function: neutral L-amino acid transmembrane transporter activity; L-glutamate transmembrane transporter activity; glutamate:sodium symporter activity. The transcript has 3 exons.
ACAGCUACAGCGGCAAGUAUCGGAGCAGCUGGAAUCCCUCAGGCUGGCCUUGUUACCAUGGUUAUCGUUCUUACCUCAGUGGGUUUGCCUCCAGAUGACAUCUCACUUAUUGUAGCUAUCGACUGGAUCCUGGACCGAUUUCGAACAAUGAUCAAUGUGCUUGGAGAUGCAUUAGCGGCAGGAAUCAUGGCUCAUUUGUGCAAAAAGGACUUCCAGAAAGACAUCCAAUCCUCUAACAACUCAGAGAGAAGAGAUACAGUGAUAUCAUUCGGAAACCAAAGCGUGCAGAGCUUUCCCACAUCUGAGGUUCCACUUCUGGCAAACAGGGACUACAUCUUAGAGGUUGUCGGCGAUCAGGUGAUCGAGAGGCCGACUGCCUGUUAUAACCUCUGCCAAGUCUAACUUUGACAGACGAUACUAAGCAGGAGCAGAAGUUGCCUUGACUUCACAAAAACCUUCCCCCUUUUCCUCCCCUUUGUUCCACAUUUGUGCCAUUGUCUUUUUACAUCACAGAUGUUACCGUUUCCCAAAGUGUCGCCUUUGGUGAACAUUUGGGUGCUUUUGACACCUUAACUUGGGGGUUUUGUAAAUUAUAAAAUCAUUUUUUUUAAUGUUCUUCUAGCAUUGCCUUAAAAUGCAGUAGUUAAUAACAGACCACAAUAAUAAUACUACCACAAUAAUAAAACCACAUCCAAAAGGGAAACAUUAUGCAACUAGUUAGUCGACUGGGGCUCCACAUAUGGAUCAUCAGUGUCCUUGACAUACAGUGUACAGUGAUAACAAAAUAUGACUUGUAAUGACUGCAAGAACAGAGGUGGUGUAACGCUUCAUUGUUCAUAGUGCACAAUUCCUGUUCAAUUCAUCUGGGAUUGCAAUUUGAUUAUGUUUG